AUGUCGAGUGCCCUAUCUAUCUACUUUGGGCUUCCUGAGGCCCGGCUGUUUCGAUUCCCUCCCGGACCCCAUCCGCCUCUUAUCAGACCUGCACGGGAAGAAAUCUCAUGGAAACGCCCUAUCAAUAUAUCCUCCACCGUUUACAAUUUCAGUCUCGAUGCCAGAGUUCCUAUUAUUACGGCAUGCUUGUAUCUCGUCUUCGUUUGUGCCCUGAAUUAUCUGAAUAAGAAAAGACAGUAUCGUCCGUGGCCUAUAACUCGCACGACGUCGUUUACCCGCAUUGCUUUCGUGCAUAAUAUUUUGCUUAGUAUCUUUUCCGCUUGGAUAUUCUUGGGCGUAUACCAGACAGUCACAUCCUCUCUUCCGCCUCCCCCAAGAGCGCCUUACCACAUCGCAGACGUCUUGUGCAGAUUUGACCGCAGUCAAGGAAGCGGGCUGCUGCCUGAAUCGACUGCGGCGGGGAGUAAACCAUCACCGCUAGCUACUCUUCAUGAUGGUUUCGCAGGAAUCUACGAGGCCGAGUCUCUGUGGGAGAAAGGCAUGAACUACUACACAUGGAUGUUCUAUAUGUCCAAAUACUACGAGAUCAUAGACACCGUGCUUCUGCUGGUGAAGGGAAAAAGGGUCUCUUCCCUCCAGAUGUAUCACCAUGCGGGUGUGAUCAUCUGUUCAUGGGUGGGUGUUAUCUACAGGACUCCACAAGCGGUUGUGGGUGUCUCCUUGAACGCAGGAAUUCAUACGUUGAUGUACCUCUAUUAUUCAUUGACUGUACUCAGGAUAAAAGUGCCUGUUGUCAUAAAGCAGACCCUCACACGACUACAAAUCGCUCAAUUCAUUUUGGGCGGGCUGGCGUCAUGGUUGUACGCCUUUGUCUCGUAUGACAGCCCCAUAGACGUAUCUUUGGUUGAGACCAAAGACAUAUCAGACAACCAAACCUAUGUUAGGGGUGAAGGAGCGUCCAACGCGGCCCCUUGCAUUGAUAAUAGCGGCCAAGUCUUUGCGCUGUUAUUGGCCACGUUAUACCUCAUCCCUUUGACUCAACUUUUCCUCCGGUUCUUUGGCCGCACUUACAAGCUGGCAGCAAAGGAAAAGGGGCUAUAG
Aspergillus nomiae NRRL 13137 is the source of this 1101-nucleotide messenger RNA. Its product is annotated as elongation of very long chain fatty acids protein. Lineage: Eukaryota; Fungi; Ascomycota; Eurotiomycetes; Eurotiales; Aspergillaceae. Gene Ontology annotation, cellular component: endoplasmic reticulum membrane. Gene Ontology annotation, molecular function: fatty acid elongase activity. Gene Ontology annotation, biological process: very long-chain fatty acid biosynthetic process; fatty acid elongation, monounsaturated fatty acid; fatty acid elongation, saturated fatty acid. The record is from RefSeq and is a predicted model, not a curated record. The transcript has 2 exons. The coding region runs from base 1 to 1101 and encodes 366 amino acids.